Messenger RNA from Funneliformis geosporum, 399 nucleotides. NCBI's taxonomy places the organism in Eukaryota, Fungi, Glomeromycota, Glomeromycetes, Glomerales, Glomeraceae. The record is from the annotation of a GenBank genome assembly.
CCAUUUGUUCUUACAUAAGAAAUCGUAACGAGACUUGUUCAUUUCGCGAGUUCGUAGACCUUUACCAGGAAAUGAUUAUAGACUCUCCACCGAAUACUGAUAACUGGAAUGGUUUGGAAACAGCAUGGGAAACGAGAUUUUUAGGAAAUGUAAAAGAUAUUAUUCCUGAAAAGUACGAUGAUAUAUAUGCAAAGGUUAAAUCAGAAACUUCGAAUAAGUCUUUAAUGUAUUAUUGGCAAAAUAUUGUCAAUGAAAAAGGACAAAAAUCCGUAAUCAAUAAUCAUAUAUCCGGUAGUCUAAAAAUAUUGGACGCCACGGCUAAACAUAAUGCAAAUACAAUCGUUUCGAAAGUUUCGAAUCUUCGAGAGAUAGAUGCAGAUGCUCCAUUACCAAAUGAAU